GAGAAGUUCAGUGGGAAACCAGUUACCUACUGACGGCGUGGCGUGCGCAUGAGUGGAUUUUCAACUUGUGUAAAGUGCUGUGUUUUUUAGACAAUGUAUCACACUGAGUAAGCAUGACGGAUUACGAAGUCAUCAAGGCAGGUUGCCUUCAACGGCGGGAGCUCUGGGAAGAUCCAGAUUUUCCAGCAGUGCAGCCUUCUGUAUUCUAUCAUCAAGUCCCACCGUUCACAUUCGAAUGGAAAAGAGCUAAAGAAUUGUACGCCAACCCAAAGUUUAUACUCGACUGCAAUGACACUUUCGACGUGGUGACCGGUAGACUUGGUGACAAGUGGCUACUGUCUUGCGUUGGAGUAUUGUAUCUAUGCAAAGGACUUUUCUACAGAGUGGUGCCGGCUGACCAAAGGAUAGACACGAAUUAUGCUGGUGUUUUCAGAUUUCGUCUCUGGUGGUGCGGGCAGUGGGUAGAAGUUCUAGUUGACGACAGAUUACCAACGGUUCACGGCAAGUUGGCAUUCAUGCACUGCAGUCAUUCAGAACAACUCUGGCCAGCUCUACUCGAAAAGGCUUAUGCAAAGAUGCAUGGAUCAUAUGAAGCUUUAAAGUAUGGCAAUCUGCUUGAUGGCCUGGCGGACCUUACGGGCGGUAUCACGGAGUCACUCAACGUUUCAGACCUGACAGACGCUGCUUCUCUCCACAACCUCAUGAAAACCACGAGUAUUGUCACUGCUUAUCGCUUACCCAAUGCUGUAACACACUCUGUUAAAAGUAUCGAAUCGGGAAUGAAUUACAGACUUUAUAAUGUGGAAAGGAUAGAUACCACAGAAGGACCAAUAUAUAUGGUACGACUAGCAAGACCACUGGCCCCUGGAGACACACAUAUAACACACUUCAUCUUGGAUCACGAAAUGUGGAGUUCUAUACCGGUUCACGAACGAGAGCGACUAACUUCGACAACAAAAGGCUUCUGGAUGUUAUAUAGUGACUUUGUGUCAAUGUUUUCACGCGUGGAAAUGGUACAUCUUGACGUUGAAACCUGUAAAGCUGAAACUUCGCUAGCUGAUAAACAAAAAUGGCAAGUCAAAAGCCACCAAGGGCGGUGGAAAAAGGGCGUAUCCGCGGGCGGUUGUAGAAAUCACGUUAAUUUCUUCCACAUGAAUCCGCAAAUACAAGUAGUAUUAAAUGAACCGGACACAGUCAUUAUAUCACUUAACCAGCACAGCAUCAUGGAACCGAAAGUUAUAGGAUUUAGCGUGUACAAAAUUUCUAAAUGUCUCACCGAAACCGCAUCGCCACUAUUUUUCAAAAAGACAAAGAGUUCAAUAAAUUCUCAAUAUACAAAUAGCCGACAAGUUAGUGAGAGAUGUCUCUUAGAUUCUGGAGCCUACUUAGUGAUACCAACAACAUUUGAGCCAAGACAGGAAGCUAAUUUUUCUCUAAGGGUGUAUUCAAUAAGGCAAUUGAAAAUGAGAGUAUUAGAUUGUGCCCCACUGAUGUUAAAAGCCGCUAUACUUAAGGCACCUCCUGGAGUAGAGUCGAAUAGCUUCGCCCAGUACGAGUCGCAAUUUCUCCAAUUGGCAGAUGAGCAUAAAACGAUAAACGCCUUUGAACUACAAGAACUGCUUGAAAGAUGUUUACCCAACGAUUAUAUAAAGAGUUGCGCUACGAUGGAAACGUGUAGACAGAUUGUACUCUCAAUGGAAAAAGACGGAUCUGGUCGAAUAACACUUUCAGAUUUCAAGGACCUUAUUUGUAGCCUAAAGCAUUGGCAAAUGGUGUUCAGAUCACACGCGCCUGAAAAAAUGAGCGUGCUGAGGAUCGAAAGGUUUCGGGACGCGUUACGAGAAGUUGGUUUCGCAAUACCAGAGCGGGCGCUAUCGUUGCUGGUUCUAAAGUACAUGAGGAAAGACGGCAUGCUUCGAUUUGGUGACUUUGUAUCAGCAGUUGUCCUGCUUCAUAGAGCAUUUCAUAUGUUCUUCACUAACUGCUCUACGAGUUCAUUCAAAGUCAAUUUAACAUUCGCUGAGUGGCUGAAGUCGGCUUUGACAUGCUAAUUCUAGGCUAGACUGCAUUUAGUGAAAAAAGUGUUUAUGUUGACUGCAUUUAACAAUAUCUCAGUGUAAAUAAUUAAUAAAUAUGGUUAUAGAAA
Molecule: messenger RNA, 2146 nt
Organism: Pararge aegeria (speckled wood butterfly)
Lineage: Eukaryota; Metazoa; Arthropoda; Insecta; Lepidoptera; Nymphalidae
Gene: CalpC
Product: calpain-C
Exons: 14
Coding region: 114-2051 (645 amino acids)
Biological process (GO): proteolysis
Cellular component (GO): cytoplasm
Molecular function (GO): calcium ion binding; calcium-dependent cysteine-type endopeptidase activity
Source: RefSeq, a predicted model, not a curated record